AAUGACAGGGAACUAAUGCCGACAUCAAAUUAUACAAAACUUAGUGAAAGUAUCAGAAAGUCGACAAAUCAACAACUUUUAUGUAAUAUGUUUUGCGGCGGAAAAAAAUGCAAAUAUGAAUUGUCUAACCAUUGGACUGAUCAACAAAAAGCCAUACCAGGAGUUUAUUCACAUUGGAUUACCGAUGAUAUACUAGCAAUGGCCAGACCUAACACUGAUGUUAUCGAAAAAUAUGAUUUAAUUAAAUACUUUCACAAACAUAAAAUAAAAUCAAUAAUCAAUUUACAAGAACCUGGUGAACAUUCAUCGUGUGGUAUCGGAUUAAAUAAAAGUGGUUUCUCCUAUGAUCCGGCUACUUUUAUGGAUAAUAAAGUUUAUUUUUACAAUUUUCAAUGGAAAGACUAUUCAAUUGUGUCCAAUGAUGUCCUAUUAGAUAUGGUUAAAGUGCUAACAUUUGCACUGUCCGAGGGAAAGACAGCCAUCCAUUGUCACGCGGGUCUCGGCCGUACCGGUGUCCUCAUAGCCUCGUAUUUGGUGUUUACACUCCGGUGCAAACCAUACGAUGCUAUCAAACAUGUCAGAUCAAAGAGACCAAAUUCAAUACAAACCAGAGGACAGAUACUAUGUGUUAUCCAAUUCUCGCAAUAUGUCGUUCCCCUGUUUGUCGUCUAUCAGCACAUAAUUGAUCGACAAAUUGGAUUGAAUUUAUCAGAAAUUAUUCACAAACAGAGAUUACUAUUACAUGGAUAUGAAUUAAGACAUUUAAAAUAUAUACCAAAAUUAAUAUAUAUGGUAUGCGAAAGACUAUUGAAACUAUGCGGAAGACACAGAGCUUACUCUCCCGGUGUUGUCGGCAAAGUGGACACCAAUGUUGUUGGCAUUAGCUAUCAAUUGGACAAAACCGAAAGCUUUUGCAAUCACUUCUUUGCCAAUACUGUCCAAUCAAAACAACAGAUAAGACACGAUAGACGGCGACAUCAACACCAGCAGCAGCAGCCGCGGGGUCGGCCGUGGCGGCCCGAGUCUAACAAUACGGCAACAAUGACAUCGGGUAUCGCCAGUCCGGAUACCGAUCAAACUGAUAUUACCGAAGUCGACAGUCUGUUGUUGGAUGAAAGAUAUGGUGGGAAAACUGUAUCGUCGGAUCGCAAAUCCGUUGCAGUGGUCUCCACCACCACCACCACCGCCGCCGCCGCCGCCGCCAUAACUAAUGGUAAAAAAUCGUCGGCAAUGGUUAAUGGAUCAAAAUCUGGACCAACGUUUGCAACACUCGAGCCGGACAUACUGUCGUCGAUCAGUGCACCGAUGCAUCAGAUAAAUGCUGUCGGAUUGGAAACACCGAUGAAAAAGUUUAUCUAUUCCUCCACAUCGGCCAACAACAGCACCAGUAGUUCAAUGAGUAACAGCGAUACCGAUGAACCAAUUGAUAGUUCAAUGUCCGAAAGUAUAACAUCGCUGAUCGAGAGUCUGGCCUACGGUGUCAUCAAAAUCGAUUCAAACCAAAUGGUUUACGAAGAAAAAGUUUUUAAACUAUUGAAUAGUAAUCAUAAUUUGAUUGACAAAAAUCAGUACCAAAAUCACUACAAUAAUGAUGAUGAAGACAAUGACGAAGAGUUGUACGAUGAAAGGGAUCUGUUUAGCGAUUCCGAUGAUAGCGAUGCGGACAUCAAUGUCGCGGCCGUCACCGCCGCCGCCGUCGCCAAUGGUGAUGAUGACCAGUCGUUGGAUGCCAAGUGUAGUUCGGGUUUUAUGUCGGCCAACAAUUUUGUCGGCAAUGACAGCGACAGCGAUGAUAACGAUGUCGACGGCGACGAUUGCCAGACAUUAGAUGUCGAUGUAGUGGUCAAAGCACUUCUCACCGAUUAUAAGACAUUUGAUAAUCCAUUGAAAAAUGCAUUAAUUUUAUAUCAGAAAGAGUUGAAUACUCGGCCAAACUGUUGGGACAAAGUCUCCGCCGAAACCAACGUCAAUAUACUAGCGGCCCUUCUCUGGUCAUUCAUCGACUCGUUACCCGAACCCGUACUCAACAAGACAUGUCUGUGCUAUUUGGUACUCAAAGCUGAGAAACCAUUGGACGCACUGACCAAACUGGAACAGUCAAUCCGAUUUACAGUUGAAUAUCUUAUGAGAUUUAUGGCCCGCUUAGCACCCGGUGAUAGUGAUGAUCGUUCACUGAUGGUCGACCUAUUGUUGAAGCACCUGAUGGCCCGACUAACCCGACAAAAGCUUAAGCUGUCCGAUAGUGAUCAACAGUCGGUACCCGAAAAUGUAAUGUUUUAA
Molecule: messenger RNA, 2280 nt
Organism: Oppia nitens
Lineage: Eukaryota; Metazoa; Arthropoda; Arachnida; Sarcoptiformes; Oppiidae
Product: protein tyrosine phosphatase domain-containing protein 1-like
Exons: 11
Coding region: 16-2280 (754 amino acids)
Biological process (GO): cilium assembly; protein dephosphorylation
Molecular function (GO): protein tyrosine/serine/threonine phosphatase activity
Source: RefSeq, a predicted model, not a curated record